AUGCAUUCAAAAACAGGAACGCUUUUUGGGCUUUGGUACCUGUUUAAUAUCUACUUCAAUAUCUACAACAAGCAGGUGCUCAAAGUAUACCCAUAUCCUGUAACCGUCACUUUAGCUCAAUUUGCUGUUGGGACCGUGCUUGUUAUUCUCAUGUGGACGACCAAUCUUUAUAGAAGGCCAAAAAUUAGCGGCACACAGCUUGCAGCUAUUCUGCCACUGGCAGUGGUGCACACCUUAGGCAACCUUUUCACCAACAUGAGUCUUGGAAAAGUUGCUGUUUCAUUCACUCACACAAUAAAAGCCAUGGAGCCCUUCUUCUCGGUUGUACUCUCAGCAAUGUUCCUGGGAGAGUUCCCUACAAUAUGGGUUGUUUCUUCCCUUUUACCGAUUGUUGGCGGAGUGGCAUUGGCAUCAAUGACUGAGGCCUCUUUUAAUUGGGCUGGUUUUUGGAGUGCAAUGGCCUCAAAUUUGACCAAUCAAUCUCGAAAUGUCCUUAGCAAAAAGUUCAUGGUCAAGAAAGAGGAAUCUUUGGACAACAUUACUCUCUUCUCGAUAAUCACAAUUAUGUCAUUUUUCUUGCUGGCCCCUGCAGCUAUAUUCUUGGAAGGAAUUAAGUUUACCCCUGUUUUCAUUGAAACUGCCGGGUUGAAUGUUAAGCAGAUUUACACUAGAUCCCUCAUUUCUGCUCUCUGCUUCCAUGCAUAUCAGCAAGUUUCAUACAUGAUAUUGCAGAGGGUAUCUCCUGUCACACAUUCUGUGGGUAACUGUGUGAAGCGGGUGGUGGUCAUCAUUACCUCUGUUCUUUUCUUCCGCACUCCAGUUUCACCCGUUAACUCUUUUGGAACUGGAAUUGCUCUUGCUGGAGUGUUUCUGUAUUCGAGAGUGAAGCGUAUUAAGCCAAAGCCGAAGACAGCUUGA
Molecule: messenger RNA, 918 nt
Organism: Fraxinus pennsylvanica
Lineage: Eukaryota; Viridiplantae; Streptophyta; Magnoliopsida; Lamiales; Oleaceae
Source: the annotation of a GenBank genome assembly